AUGGCACGGGAGCAUCGUGGUCGCGGUAGGCGAGAGGGUUCUUCUGGUGGAGGUGGGGAAGGUGUUUCUGGUGGCGGUGUCGGCGUUUCUCAUGGAGGUGGUGAGGGUGCUUCUCGCGGAGGUGCAGUGCGUACGUCUCGAGGAGGUGGCGAGGGUGCUUCUCGCAAACGUGGCGAGGGUGCUCCUCCCGGAGGUGCCGUGGGUACAUCUCGAGGAGGUGGUGAUGGUUCUUCUCAUGUGGUCCCGAGUAGGGUUGAGCAAGUUGCGGGGCCCGAGGUUCCCGAAGCGGGGAAUGUAGAGGUAUUGGAGAUUCCUCACUCGCAAGGUGGGCGGCUGCUCCUUGGUGAAAUGCCCAUUGACCAGCCUAGUCUGAGCAUGAUAGAGGAGCAAAUCGCCGAUAUGAGGACGACUUGGGGUAUUCCGGUAAAUGUGCUAUUACGCCCUUUGAGGUGGGGUGGGCGUGUUUUUACGAGUAUCAGCUCAAGUGUGGGUUGA
Messenger RNA from Rosa rugosa (rugosa rose), 495 nucleotides. RefSeq names its product rRNA 2'-O-methyltransferase fibrillarin-like. Lineage: Eukaryota; Viridiplantae; Streptophyta; Magnoliopsida; Rosales; Rosaceae. The transcript has a single exon. The record is from RefSeq and is a predicted model, not a curated record. The coding region runs from base 1 to 495 and encodes 164 amino acids.